Molecule: messenger RNA, 1146 nt
Organism: Symbiodinium necroappetens
Lineage: Eukaryota; Dinophyceae; Suessiales; Symbiodiniaceae
Source: the annotation of a GenBank genome assembly
AUGGAAGAUUUCAGCGCUGUGGCAGACACACGUGACGACCUGCUUGCUUGGGUGGCUUGCCGCUUGCAGGGCUUUAGUGAAGAUGUCGUUGUCAAGGUGCAAACCUUGCUGGCACGGUCUUCCAAGAAAAUCAUGCUGGAGUACUCGACAGACCAGCUCCUGUUCUUGCUGAGAGCUGAUCUGGAACAAAUCACUGCCUACCAGAUCACAGUCACCCUCCACAGCGGCAUGCAUCCGGGCUCCAGCGUACUCCUCAACGGUUUCGAGAAAGGCACCAAGACAUUGCUAAUGCUGCUGAAAAACAUACUUGAGGUGAAGCCGAUUGAAGAAUCAUCAGCUCAUAGUUAUGACAGGGCCCAAUGGUUCGCCAACGUGCAGGAUUAUUACAUUGGAGGCAAGUUUCAACCUUGGUGCAGUGUGCUUGGUUUCCUCUUCCCCAACGGCAGGUACGAUUUCGGAAUUUCAGUGGUUGCUGAGCAUCUCAUCCCCCAUCAGCAAGCAACCACCGCCCAUAUGCUUGCCAUCGAGUUGCAUCAUCCGCGGAACGGCAUACUCUUGUGCAGGCAUCUGGAGAAAUUAUUUCAAGCAGGGCAUUGGUCCCUAGUCCCGCUAUCUUACGACGACGAAACCCACUUGCUGUCCUGCCGUGUCCAUGUUUCGCAGGAUUACCGGGAGACACGACUUUAUGACUUUUGCGAUGCAAAACCCCCGAGGCCUCUAAUGGUAAAGCUCGGCCCAGGCCAGCUUGAGCACCUGAGCAUGGAAGCAUUGCACGGUCAGGAGGUGAAACUGCGAAGGCCGUACAUCAGGUCACUCUUCCUCAAGAAUUUGAUGGCUUCUGGUGAGCAUAAGGAACUUCCCAACCCCAUGCAUAGGAGCCGAAUUGGGACUUACAAGUCGUUGUGCACGGAGCUUGAACGGAUGAAUAUGGAUGUCGUGCUCGCGGGUAGUGUCUCCCAAAUGGACGAUGACGAGGAACUGCAGCCAGAAGCCGGUUUUGGAAUUUCCCCACCGACGUUGAUUAUUGGACAGUUGGAGGUGCAAGAACCGGCGAAGAGCUCGUCAAGCCAAAGUAGGGAGCCGAUUAGCACGGACCAGCAAGGUCAAAGGAGGAUCUGGCGGAGCAGAACUUACUCUCUUAGCUGA